AUCAGUGUAGCGGUCCGUAUUAUAAGUCUAACGAUAAAUACUUACUCCUACUACAUAAUUUACACGAUAAAAACUCAAGAACUGUCAACAUUGGUUGGUGAUAAGAAUCAUAUUAGAAUUUAGAACUAUAAACCUAAAGUUGCCACUUCUCCAAUGACUUAAAAAUAAUUUAAAACAAAAUACAUACUUGCUACGGGAGAAGUUCUUAGGAUAAAGAGUACGUCAAACUUCUUACGGAAUAUAUAUAUAUAUAUAUACAUUUAUAUUCCCCCCAUAAAUAGCUGAAUGUAAUCAUUUGAUUAUAGUGAUUACUGUAUAUUGUUUUAUACUAUAUAUUAAAAUAUCCACUCACCAUGCCACGGACCUAUAAACCUAUUGGGAAAAAAAUAUAUAAAAAAUAUGAUCAAGAAUUGAUAGAAGAAGCACUUCAAGAGUAUAACAAAACACAUCAGUCUUUAGCAGAAAUAGCCACUAAAUAUCAAAUCACAAAGUCAGUUUUACAUCGGCAUAAAACAUUUAUAAUGAAAAAACAAGGAGGACAAACUGCAUUAAAACCAGAAGAGGAGAAUUAUUUAAUUAAAUAUAUAAAUCUGUGUUCCGAAUGGGGAUAUCCCUUAGAAACAAUUGAUAUUAGAUUUUUAAUAAAGGGAUACUUAGACGGGUUAGGACGAAACAUAAAUAAAUUUAAUGAUAAUAUGCCAGGCCCCGACUACAUAAAUGCUUUUCUCAAAAGGCACACAGAUAAAAUAACCAUAAGACUAAGUCAGAAUUUAAAGAGAUUACGGGCAACUGUUUCCUCGGAGAUUAUUGAAGACUAUAUUGAAGAGUUAGACAGAUCAUUACGGGGAGUUUCACAGAAAAAUAUAGUUGUCUAUGAUGAAACUAACUUAAUGGAUGAUCCAGCUCGAAAAGAAGCAUUAAUAAAGAGAUGUGUAAAAUACCCAGAAAGGAUAAUGAAUCAUACAAAAGGAUCCACCUCUAUAAUGUUUGCUGCUGCUGCAGAUGGGUCUUUAUUACCUCCAUAUGUAGUGUAUAAAGCACAAAAUGUUUAUGAUACCUGGAUGCUAAAUGGACCUAAAGGAUGUUGUUAUAAUUGCACAACCUCCGGCUGGUUUAAUACAAUAACUUUCAAAGACUGGAUGACAUCAAUUAUAUUUCCAUAUUUUAAGGAUAAAAUUGGGACAAAAAUCUUAAUAGGUGACUAUCUCUCAUCUCAUUUGUCCAUAGAUUUAAUAAGAGAAUGUAAUAAAUAUGAUAUUCGAUUUGUUUUCAUUCCUCCAAACUCAACUCAUCUGACCCAGCCACUGGAUGUUGCCGUUUUCAGUGACUUGAAAAGCAAAUGGAGGAAGAUACUUUGUAAAUGGAGAGAAACAAACGGCAGAACACAAACCACUAUACCUAAAAUAUUUUUUCCAUCAAUGUUAAGAAAUCUUUUAAGCAAAAUAGAGAACAAUAUCACUGAAAACAUUUUGGAGGGAUUUGAAAAAUGUGGUAUAAAUCCCAUUAAUAAAAACAAAGUUUUAGAAAGAUUGUUAUCUCAUAACAUUACCGAAAAUCAAUGCUUGAAAGGUGUGAAUAAAUACAAGAAGAAUGUAGAAAAUAUUAUGAUGUCUGAAGAUUCUGAUGAAACAAAUAUGGAAGAUACAAGUGGUGAUGAAGACAGUGCUAAAGAAAUAUAUAUUAUAAUAAAAGAUUGAUGACUGCCUCGUUGGUCUAGAUGUCAGGCCGCAGACCCGGAGGUCCUGAGUUCAAUUCCCAGGUCGGGCCAAUAAAAAGUCUUUGGGUUUUUCUGUCAGAAAAUUCUCAAUAGCAGCCCGGAGUCUGCAAGUUGGAAGUGUGUUCACUGCCGUGCCUCGGAAAGCACGUAAAAGCCGUUAGUCCUGCGCCUGAACUCUUUCCUGUCGUGUCGGAUUGCCGUCCCAUCGGAUUAUGAGAGUUAGGGAAUAGAGAGUGCACCUGUGUUUUCGCACACAAUGGUGCAAUAUAUUAUGUCCUGCGCAGUUGGCUGAUCCCUCUUAAUAUUGGAAGCCGGGGCCGGUCUGGAGGACAUCAUAAUAAAAGAUUAAAUACAGUAAAAUGUUACUACUGUUUUCUUUGUCUGGAAAUAUAUCUAUAUAUUUAAAUAUCUUUCCUAUAAAUACUUUGGCUUCUUUGUCUUAUUUGGCCAGACAAAGGAAACAGUAGAUUGAGGAAAUACGAAAAUAAUUAUUAAGAGAGAAAUUAAGAGUAGGAAGCCAAAGUAUUCAAAAGAAUUAUAUUACAAUAUGAAAUUAUCUCUAAGAUUAAACGAUUGAGUAGUAGAAAUAUUUUUUAUAAGCA
Messenger RNA from Nymphalis io (European peacock), 2319 nucleotides. RefSeq lists its product as uncharacterized. Gene Ontology annotation, cellular component: nucleus. The coding region runs from base 354 to 1697 and encodes 447 amino acids. The transcript is spliced from 3 exons. Lineage: Eukaryota; Metazoa; Arthropoda; Insecta; Lepidoptera; Nymphalidae. Gene Ontology annotation, molecular function: DNA binding. The record is from RefSeq and is a predicted model, not a curated record.